Molecule: messenger RNA, 2438 nt
Organism: Propithecus coquereli (Coquerel's sifaka)
Lineage: Eukaryota; Metazoa; Chordata; Mammalia; Primates; Indriidae
Gene: RNASEL
Product: ribonuclease L (2',5'-oligoisoadenylate synthetase-dependent)
Exons: 7
Coding region: 213-2438 (741 amino acids)
Biological process (GO): protein phosphorylation; mRNA processing; defense response to virus
Molecular function (GO): protein kinase activity; ATP binding; RNA binding
Source: RefSeq, a predicted model, not a curated record
CCAAGUUCUUUCCACUACUUGGAUGCUCCCUGACUUACGAUGGAGCUACAUCCUGACAAACCCACACGAAAAUAUAGUGGAAUGCCGGAAGACAGAACAUGGUUCCUCCUCAUACUGCUGAUCCACAGUAAGAUAACCAAUUAGAUCCCAAGGAGAUAAUUUUCAUUUUCUCAAAAAAAGGCAAAAAGUUGCAGCCAGUGGCAUUUACCAUUAUGGAGACCAAGGGUUAUGACCAUGCCCAGGAGGGACCCGCGUCCUCCAGCAGUAGGCCGGCUACCAUGGACGACAACCGCUUAUUGAUCAAAGCUGUUGGAAAAGAAGAUGUCCAGAUGGUCCAGCAAUUGCUGGAAAGAGGAGCUGAUGUCAAUUUCCAGGAAGAGUCAGGGGGCUGGACAGCGCUGCAUAAUGCAGUGCAGACUGGCAGGGAGGACAUUGUGGAACUUCUGCUUCAUCACGGUGCGGACCCGUGCCUGAGGAAGAGGAAUGGGGCCACUCCCUUCAUCGUCGCAGCGAUCGUGGGAAAUGUGCAGCUGCUCAGACUUUUCCUCUCCAAGGGAGCAGAUGUCAACGAGUGUGAUUUUCACGGCUUCACGGCUUUCAUGGAAGCCGCCGUGUACGGUAAGGUCGAAGCCUUAAGAUUCCUUCACGGGAGUGGCGCAGAGGUGAAUUUGAGCAGGAAGACAAAGGAGGAUCAGGAGCGGCUCAGGAAAGGAGGGGCCACGGCGCUCAUGGAUGCUGCUGGGGAAGGCCACCUGGAUGUCGUGGGGAUCCUCCUGGAUGAGAUGGGGGCGGAUGUCAACGCCUGUGACAAUAUGGGCAGGAAUGCCUUGAUCCACGCUCUUCUGAGCUCUCGUGAUAGGAACGUGGAGGCUAUUACCCGCCUGCUGCUGGACCGUGGGGCUGAUGUCAACGUGAGGGGAGAAAGAGGGAAAACGCCCCUGAUCCUGGCAGUGGAAAAGAAGCACUUGGCUUUGGUGCGGAUGCUUCUGGAGCAAGAGCACGUAGAGAUCGAUGACACAGACAGCGAGGGCAAAACCGCCCUGCUGCUUGCUGUUGAACUCAAACUGAGCGGCAUCACCCGGUUGCUGUGCAGCCGUGGGGCCAGUACAGAUUGCGGGGACCUUGUCAUGAUAGCCAAGCGGAAUUAUGACCGUCCCCUUGUGAAGUUUCUUCUCCUCCAUGGGGCUAGAGAACGUUUUCACCCUCCGGCCGAAGACUGGAAGCCUCAGAGUGCCCGUUGGGGGGCAGCCCUGAAAAAUCUCCACAGAAUAUACCGCCCUAUGAUCGGCAAACUCAAGAUCUUUAUUGAAGAAAAAUACAAAAUUGCUGACACUUCUGAAGGGGGCGUCUACCUGGGGCUCUAUGAGGAGCAGGAGGUAGCUGUGAAGACGUUCUGGGAGGGCAGCACACGUGCGCAGCAGGAAGUCUCCUGUCUGCAGAGCAGCCGAGAGAACAGUAACUUGGUGACACUCUACGGGAGUGAGAGCCACGGGGGCUGCUUGUACAUGUGUGUCACCCUCUGUGAAGAGACGCUGGAAGCGCGCUUGGUUGUGCACAGAGGGGAAACUGUGGAAAAUGAGGAAGAUGAGUUUGCCCGAAACGUCCUCCUAGCUGUAUUUACGGCUGUUCGAGAACUGCACUUGUCGUGCGGAUACACUCACCAGGAUCUGCAGCCACAAAACAUCUUGAUAGAUUCUAAGAAUGCUGUUCGCCUGGCAGAUUUUGAUAAGAGCAUCAAGUGGGCUGGAGAUCCACAGGAAAUCAAGAGAGAUCUAGAGGCCCUUGGACGGCUGGUCCUGUAUGUGGUAAAGAAGGAAGAUGUCUCUUUUGAGAAGCUGAAAGCUCAAAGUAAUCAAGAGGUGGUUCUGCUUUCUCCAGAUGAGGAAACUAAGGACCUCGUUCAUCGUUUAUUCCACUGUGGGGAAAACAUGAGGGACUGUCUGAGUGACCUGCUGGGUCACCCCUUCUUUUGGACUUGGGAGAGCCGCUAUAGGACACUUCGGAAUGUGGGAAAUGAAUCCAACAUCAAAAAGCGGGAUUCUACAAGUGAGAUCUUCAAACUCCUGCAACUUGGACCAUCUGAACAUUCCAAAAGUUUUGCCCAGUGGACUAAAAAGAUUAAUAAAAGUGUUAUGAAAGAAAUGAAUGAGUUCUAUAAAAAUAAAAGAAAUUUCUACCAGAACACUGUGGGUGAUCUGCUAAAGUUCAUUAGGAAUAUAGGAGAACACAUUGAUGAAGACAAGAAUAAAGGGAUAAAGUCGAUCAUUGGAGAACCUUCCCGUUAUUUUCAGAAGACAUUUCCAGAUCUGAUGAUCUAUGUCUAUACAAAACUACAGAACACAGAAUACAGGAGGCAUUUCCCUGAAGCCCACAGUCCAAACAAGCCUCAGUGUGACAGAGAUGGCGAGGCCAGCGGGCUGGCCAGCGCCAGGUGCUGA